This is a messenger RNA of Microthlaspi erraticum, 1053 nucleotides long. Lineage: Eukaryota; Viridiplantae; Streptophyta; Magnoliopsida; Brassicales; Brassicaceae. The record is from the annotation of a GenBank genome assembly.
AUGUGCAUCGAACGGCCACCGUUUGUGCACGAGUGUUUGUCAAAAUCAGAUUGUGGCAACGGUUUCAGCUUGGGAUCUCUUUUAGGUGGCAGCAGUGACAUAUCCAUGCGGACCGAGAUGAUGAAGUUUCUCCGCAAUGCCAUCUUGCUUUGUCUGAAUGUUUUUCCGCGAAAUUACAUUUUGGAAGAAGCUGUGCUUGUUGCAGAAGAGUGUUUGUCAAAAUCAGAUUGUGGCAACGGUUUCAGCUUGGGAUCUCUUUUAGGUGGCAGCAGUGACAUAUCCAUGCGGACCGAGAUGAUGAAGUUUCUCCGCAAUGCCAUCUUGCUUUGUCUGAAUGUUUUUCCGCGAAAUUACAUUUUGGAAGAAGAUAUGCUUGUCACAGAAGAGCUAUUUGUAACAAAGAUGAAAACAUGUGAGGUAGCAACUACCCCAUGCCAAGCUUUGGCCAAACGUCUCCUCAAAAGUGACCGGCCGGAUCUACUACUUUGUGGAGUUUAUGCACAGCGAGAAGCUGCUUCUGGAAAUAUGAAACAUGCAAGACGAGUAUUCGACAUGGCACUGACGUCUAUCUGUGGCCUCCAUAAGGAAUUACAGUAUAACGCUCCUAUGCUAUAUCUAUGGUAUGCCGAAUCAGAAGUAGCCAAUAGUAGUGGUAGCAGUCGGGAAACAGAACCGUCAUCUCGUGCUAUGCACAUUCUGUGCUACUUGGGAAGUGGUCUACCUUAUAUUCCUUAUACUUCCCAGCCUUCAAGCAUGCAAAUCCUUAGAGCACGCCAAGGCUUCAGAGAGAAGCUUAAGAAGAUACAAUCAACAUGGUCUCACGGUGUCACAGAUGAUCAAUCAGCAGCGCUUGUUUGUUCGGCAGCUCUAUUUGAGGAGUUGACAAACGGCCUUCCUGGUGCUGUUGAGAUCCUUGAGCACAUGUUCAGUUCUGUUCUGUUCACGUGUGGGUCAUAUUUGGUCUCACGCUUCUCUCUCUCUCUUCCCUCUCCCUCUCCCUUCUCUGCCUCUUCUUCCUCCUCCUCCUCUCAUCCUCACUCUCCCUCUCCGUAA